AACGAAGUUUAACGAGAAUUUCCGAGAGGAUUUUCCAGAAUGACGCCAUAUGCAAGGAUAGCACAAUGUGAAUGUCACAACUUUUCUUCAAAUUAGAGCUUAUUGGCUGUGUUCAUACAAUAGACCAUAUUUACCAUUUGAAGCUGUAACCAAUUACCACCAUGGCUUGUAUUCAUUACAAGUUUAAGAAUAGUUUGGACUUUGAUUCCAUCACUUUUGAUGGCUUACAUAUUUCUGUAAGAGAUCUAAAGGAAUCCAUCAUGCACAGAAAGAAGUUAAAUGAUACAGAUAUGGAUUUGCUCAUCAUAAAUGCAUUGAAUGCUAAAGCUUACAAAGAUGAAGAUGAAAUGAUUCCAAAGAAUGCCUCAGUGAUUGUAGCCAGGAUACCUAAAUCUGAUGCUCCAAAAUCAAAAGGACCUAAAACUUUGAAGGCAUAUAUAGAAGAUCCAAAGCCACAACCGCAAGUCAAGUUACCAGAUCCAGUCAUUAAUAAGGAGAACCUUGCAGAGAUUGCAGAUUUGGUGACAGCAGUAGGAUCUGAGGAGGACAAGAUUAAAGCAAUGAUGACACAGUCUACUAAAGACUUUGAUCCAGCCAAUUAUCAAAAGAAGCUGCCAACAGGAACACCAUCACCAUCCUAUAUAUGUUUUAAAUGUAACAAGCCUGGACAUUUCAUCCAUAAUUGUCCAAAUGCUGCUGCCAACACCGAAACAACUGGCUCUCCUAAAACAACAGAAGUAAAUGACAUUAGAAUGAAGAGACCAACAGGGAUUCCUCAUACUUUCCUUACUGUUGCCAAAAAAUCUGAACCUGGAGCUAUGUCACUUGGAGGGGGCAGAUUUGCUGUGCCUACUAUAGAUCAGGAAGCAUUUAAGAAAGGAAAGAAAGAGAGACCACCAUUUUUACCAGCUCUACCAGAAGAGAAGAGAGAAGAUGUGUCAGUACCUUCAGAACUAACAUGCUUAUUAUGUAAAGAUCUAUUAACAGAUGCUGUAGUUAUACCAUGUUGUGGAAAUAGUUACUGUGAUGAAUGUAUAAGAAAUCAUUUAGUAGAGGAUGAUGAUCACAAAUGUCCCACUUGCCAUGAGGAAAAUGUCUCGCCCGAUAAAUUAAUUAUCAACAAGUCAUUACGAGUCUCUGUAAAUAACUUCAAGAAUGAAACAUUGUAUCAGAAACGAGAGAAGCAAAAGUCUCCCUCACCCCCUCCACCACCCCCACCAAGGAUAACACCUUCAACCAGUACACCAAUGACAACAGAAGUUACUUCAUCUCCACUUAGGUUAGAUACAAGUAAAACAAUAGAUUUAACAGCCGACACUGAACCAGAAACACCUGUAUUAGAUGAGAAUAAAGCGAUAGAAGAAAUUGGAAAGGGUAUUGCUGUUUUGAGUGGAAGAAAGGCUGUUACUACAGACAAAGACCAGACUUCAACAUCAAACAGACCAGUAGAGUCCAAGUCUUCAGUCUCUGUAGAGAAUUAUGUUCCUCCAGUACAAGUACCUAUACCAUCCUUAGGAGCAUACAGACCAUCCAUGCCACCUGCAUCUCUACCAAACACUACUUUACCGCCCCCAGGAUACAGACCACCUUUGUUAUACCCUCCUAGUCUAGUCCCUCCACCACCAUAUGGUGUACCACCAGGAUUUAUACCACCUCAGGUGUCCAAACCUCUUUCAGAACAUGAAUUUUACAGAGAAAAGAAGAGGCUUUUAAAAAACAAUCCAUUAGAUGAUUACACAAGACCACCAAUAGAAAAAGAAACUAAAAUAAAAUCAAGGUCUAAAAGUCCAAAAUUCAAGAGGUCCAAGUCUCCGAGAUCUCGAUCAAGAUCGAAAACCCCUAAAGCAAGUUCAAGAGAUAAAAAGUCGUUCUCAAGAUCUCCACCACCAAAGAAACGUUCAUAUUCAAGAACCCCACCUCCAAAGAAACGUUCUUAUACCAAGAGUAGAUCCCGAUCACCAUACAGGAAGAAAAAGUCAUUUUCAAGAUCACGCUCACGAUCUUUAACACCAAGGAGAAGUAGAUCCCCAAGACCUAGAUCAUUGACCCCAAGACCAAGGUCAAGGUCAUGGACACCUAAAAAAUUCAGGGGUAGAUCAAGGUCAUACACAAGGUCAAGAACAAGAUCAAGAACUAGGUCACCAAGAUUUAGGAGGAGGACAUAUUCCAGGUCUCCCCCAUUAAGACGAAGAUCAUAUUCUAGAAGUCUUACACCUAGAAGAAGGUCAUUUUCCAGAAGUCCACCUAGGAGGAGAUCAAAGUCACCAUAUUUCCGUGGAAGAGGGAGAUCUCCUGGCUAUUAUGGAAGGGACUGGUCACCACCACCAUACAGAAAUUACAGGAGUCCACCGCCCAGAGGAUUUUCCCCUCAAAGAUAUGGUCCAACACCUUAUGGUUUCGGGGGAAGAGAUUUUCCUGCUAGGUUUGACCAGAGAAUUUAUGAGGAAAUAUUUCAAGAUUAUAUAGCUAGAUAUGGUCUACCUCCACCACCACCCCCACCUUCAGGACAGUUAGAAAGAGGCAUGUACUAUGAUUCACACAAAGGAGUAUAUAGAAGAGGAUCAAGAUCUAGGUCAAGGUCUCCUAGAGGAUCCAAGCGUGACAAGCCUAGGGAUCGUAAAGAUGAUAAAUAUUCUAAAGGUAGAGACAAAGAUAAGAAAACUGAUAAAUCAAGUAGGACAAAGAAUAAAAAAGAGGACGACAAAUCUAAAACUAAGAAGGAAAAUGAAAAAUCAAAAGGAAGAGACGACAAACCCAAGGAAAAGGUAAAAGAUAAAGAAAAGGAAAGCAAAUCCAAGGAAAACAAAUCCACAAAACCUGCUGAAAAGACAGAGGCAAAAACUGAAAAGCCAAAAGAGAUUGAAAAGAAAGGACCUGAAAAGAAAGUAGUGAAGAAAGUAGUUAAAUUAAAAGAUGGAACAAUAGUAAAGAAAGAAUCACUUGCACUUAGAUUAAAGACUAAGGGAACUGUUCCCAAAUCUCCUGUGAAAGCUGCUAAAGUUGUCACAGCUAAAGCAGUUGUUGGUGAAAGUGAUGAAAAAUCAACUACUAUAAAUAGAUCAGGAGCUCUCAAGACAAUUCAAACAACAGAGAAUAUUAGAAACUUACCUCAAAAGGAAGCAUUGCACUCAAAGAGAAGCAAUUCUAAUCUUAUACAAAUUAACACUCAGCAUGUUUUGCCGGAGGUGAAGAGUCCUGAAGUCAAAGAAGCACCUGAUGAGGAGGCUAAAUCAAAACCUAUUAAUGAAGUAAGCAAACUUGAACCUAUGGAAACUGAACAGUCAAAGACUGAGAAAGAAAACACAGAUUUGGAAAGUAAAGACAGUGCAAUGAAUGGAGAAGAAAGUGAUCAAACUAACAAAACAAUCGAUAAAAAGGAAGAUGUUCCAGUUAAACAAGUUACUCCUGUUAAAUCUCAAAAGAAGGUUAAGGUAGUGAAAAAAGUUAAAAAGGUUAAAAAACUUGUGGAUAUAGAGGCUUCACAAAGUGAUUCUGCUUCAGACUUAGAAAAAGUAAAAACGAAAAAGAAAAAACGUGUUCAGGAGAUAAAUGAAAAUAAUGAGAACUCUGAAGAUGAAAGUCCAGCUAAAAGAAUAAAACAUGAUGCUGAAGUAGAAAUGGAAAUAAAGAAAAAUAUUUCUAAAGGUGAAGAUCAGCUGAUGUUGUCUCCCCCUGAAUUGUCAAAAUGGGAAAGGGAAGAUUACAAUGAAGACAAAUCACCUGAUCUCAGGGACAAACUUAAAAAGAAAACCGAGAGGAAACCUUUGCCAAGAUCCAUAAUUGAAAGUGCAGAGAAAGCUAUAACUCAGAAACAACCGAAGCCAGCUACAGUUGCUUCUGCUGUGGUGCCUGCACACCCUCAAAAGAAACUCUCAGUCCAUGACCGAUUACAGAAAUCACCUGUUAGACAGAACGAUGAAAGACAUCGUAAGUCUCCUGUUUCCAGUGAUCAUAAUAAAAAAUCCCCUGGCCGACAACAGAGAAGAGUUUACAUGGAUGAUAACCAGAAACAGAAUCAUAAAGAUGAAGAUGAUAGUCGAAGAGUACACAGUCGUGAAAAUUCCAUGCAGAUUACAGUCUCUUCUGAUAAAAAUGAAAAAGAGGCUGAAAGAAUUCACAGGAGAGUAUCAGAAAGUGAAAAGGUAGAUAAACGUAGAGUCUCAGAAAGUGAAAAGUCAGAUAAGCGUAAAGUAGUGGGCAGUGAAAAAAAUAAAGUUGAUGCCGUUGAAAAAUCAGAGAAAAUAGACAAGCAAAAAUCAUCUAGGAGGAAUGAAUCUCCAGAAAAAGAAAGCAGACAAAAAGUUUCAACUAAAGUUAAACAGACAAUUGUAAAGAGUGUGAAAGAGAAGAAAAAGGAAAGUAAAGAUAUUGAGAAAGUGAAAGAAACUGAUCAGGUUGAAGGUGAGAAAUCAAAACUGGAGAAAGUGAAUGGACAGGAAGAAAAUACAAAAGCAGAAAAUGAAAUUCAGAUUAAAAAGAAAAAGUAUGAGAGAAAAGAGUCUGUGAUUGAUGAAUCAGCCUUUGUACCCGAUUAUAAUGAACACAGUGACUCAGAUGCUGAAUCUGAUGGUGAUGCAUCAAGCAUGGAGGAGGAAAAAAGUGAUAAGGAAGAAAAGAAACAGAAAAAACACAAGAAGGAAAAAAAACAUAAAAAGAACAAAAAACAUAAACAUAAACAUAAAAAGAAGAAACAUAAGAAAAAUAAAGAGGAAAAGGAAACUGUUAGUAAAGUUGAAUGAAAGUUCAUACCCAUCAAUGGUGCUAUUGUCAAGAAGAAUGUGAUAGCAAACAUACUUUUAGUGCUAAAUUGUUGACAUUUUUUAAGUAUAUGACUUACUAAGAAUCGGUUACAUUUUGAAAUUUAAGUACUUAAAUGUGUAAGGACCAGACAGGAAUUGAAAAUGAUAUUAAUCAGAUGCCUACGAAAUUUCUUUCCUGUAUAUAAGGUUCCUUAACAAAGGAUUGGGAUACAAAAAUUAUAGGAGCUCUUAUUUAUAGGUCCAAAGUAGUAUUCUCAUGUGGGGAACCCCCUCGUGUGUUAUUUAAAGGGAUGUGAGUGAGUAUUGUAUAAUUGAUUUGAGAGAGCUUAACAAGAUUUGUAUGAAAUGUGCAUGGACAGUUUAGUCAGUAUAAUUCUAAAUUGGUAAAAUGAUGGAUGCUGUAUAAAAUUUGUUUCUAAUAAAAGAAAGGUUGACAGUUUGUCUACCUGAAGAUAUCCAAGUAAUCUUGUUUUAUCCUAAGAUGAUAUUUUAACAUGAUUGCAGUUGUAGAUUGAGAGUUAUUUUAAUGAUGGGUUCUCAUCUUUCAGUUGUUUUUGCUUUUGGUUUGUUUAUAUAUUAACCAGUUAUGGUUUCUUUAUAGAAAAUAGUAUAUAUAAAACAUCUUUGAAUAGGCUAGUUAUUCUGAUAAGUAUGUGUCUAUAAAGUUUUCACUGAUCAGGUUAGACAUAUGUUGUACAUGUACAUUAUAUAGGAUCUGGUUGCUUUGUUAAGGUCAGUAUUGGUCACUUAUGAUUAUAAGUGAAAUUGUUUUGUUUAUUAAAAGAUGGAUUUCAUUGAACAGCAAAAAGGGUUGCAAUGUUUUCUUUUCAUUUCAAUAUUUAUUCCUCCAAAAACAUGUGCUUGUCAGCUUAAUCUAAUGGCAUUGAUUCCUAUUUUAUGGUACAUUUCCUGUUUUGUGGUGCAUUAUGGGAGUGAAUGCUUUGUUAUUUUCUUGUAUAUAAGUGAUGUUGAUGUAAAUAUUGUUUGAUUUAUUUAUAUAAUAAUGAAUCAUUCAUUCGUGUAAAAAAACAACAACAUUUGUAUGUAUUGUAAAAAGGUAAAGUGAUUUAUUUAAAUUGAAUUAUUGUGUAAAUAUUGGGAUAAAGAAAAAUAGGUGAACCUUUAUUAUCAAUAUUUUUUUUUAAGCUUUCGGAUAUAAGAUGGUUUUAUAAACAAUGCUAUUCUAUUUCUGUGAAAAUGAAAAUGCUGAUCUUUAAUCAGAUAAAUAACUUGUUCUUUUAAAGUAGUGUAAGCUAUUAAACAGAUUUCGGUAACAUUUUUAUAUACUUUUUGAGAAAAUAUAUUUGAUGUUAUGAAUGUAGAAUUUAAAUAUAAUUUUCAAAACUAGGAAUUCUCACGAUUGAUAAUCCUAGAUUUGGUAUAAAUUGAUAUAAUUUGUAUGGUAAACCUUUUUUGAUAGAAAUUUUGUAUAUAUAUAUGUAAAUACAAAUGAAUUUGUACAGAAUGUAUAUUUAAAACUUCAUAUGAUGAAGUUAAUUAAUGUAAAGUACAUGUUUUGGUGAACAUUUGGUAAAUCUAUUUAAUCAUGAGUUUCAUGUCAAGUGCACAUAUUAAAUAUAACAGUAAGUGAUCAUUGGGUACCUCUUUUAUCAUGUUUUUGAAAGUUGUAAAUACUCAUUGCAAAGGUAUACAGUUGUAAAACUUCCAAGUUAAAAUCAUGGUAUUACAAAAUCAUAAAUUAGCAAGGGUUUCUUUAAGGGCAUUAAGACUUGUGUUUUUAGUGGGUUUUUUUUUAAGCCAUAAAUUUCAGUGAUGUGUUGCAAAUAUUUACUCAACUGUUUCUGCAGAACCUUAGAAUUAUUUCUGAGGAAGAGAUUGUUAGAGUAAUUCUACUCACAGAAUCCUGGUUUUUUGAAUCAUUAAACUUUUUUUAUAAUUCCUGUACAUUUUCAGCAGUAGGACAUAGAAAUCAGGAGAUAAACCCAAUAACUUUUUAUAAUGGGAUCAAUGCAUCUUUCAUUCUAGCUGAAUACGAGGCCUUGGUUCUUAAUCAUGUAAUGGCUUUAAUUUUCAUCGUGAAUCUUUAGAUACAUGUACUGUGAAUUCAUUUAUUUUCAUUAAUACCUAUUUUUGUGGAUUAAGUAAAAUUGUAUUUUCAUCAAUAUUUGAUUUUGUGGUUUUGCCAAAGUCUGCAUACAAGCCUAUAGAAUUAUUGUAUUUUGUUGAAAAUAUAAAUAUGUGGUUCAUCCUUCACCCACGAAAUCUCAAAUAUUGGUACCCAACGAAUAAAAAUGAAUCCACAGUAUGUCAAUACAUAAAAUCAUUUUUUUUUUCAUUUUACGUAUGAAUAUAUGUCUAAUUGGUUUAUUAAAUUAUAAGGGUAAUGAUUAUUCAGUAUUGAAAUAUUAUUUUUUGAAAUUUUCUCUCCAUUUUCAUUUAUAAUUGAUAUGAAUAAAAGAGAAUGUUUAUGAAUAAGUUGUUGCAAUAACUUGAUACAGGUUAUAUAACUUUGUCAUUGAUUGUGUUCAUAUUUUAUGCAGUGGUGAACUGUCAAUAAAAAUGAAAAAGAAAA
Molecule: messenger RNA, 7293 nt
Organism: Mytilus californianus (California mussel)
Lineage: Eukaryota; Metazoa; Mollusca; Bivalvia; Mytilida; Mytilidae
Product: E3 ubiquitin-protein ligase RBBP6-like
Exons: 19
Coding region: 162-4739 (1525 amino acids)
Biological process (GO): ubiquitin-dependent protein catabolic process; mRNA processing; protein ubiquitination
Cellular component (GO): nucleus
Molecular function (GO): ubiquitin protein ligase activity; nucleic acid binding; zinc ion binding
Source: RefSeq, a predicted model, not a curated record